CACAUUAACCUGAAAGCAAAGCGAUUUGGUGUCGAUACCCAGCAUGGAUGUUGUAGGCUGCAUUUCAGUUGCCUCUUAAUUGUCGGUCAAUUGUGUGACACUGUCACUGAUCCUGCAUUAAUGCAAUUAAAAAACAAACAAACAAACAAACAAAAAAACAGAAAUUAACUGCCGUGUCAACCUUUGCGCAACCCUUGAGUUAUGUUGAUUCCUGCAUUGGUCGUUUUUAGUUCAGAGGAUAUCUUUCUUGGAGCAGUUUCCAGCAACAGGAGGAGAAAUAGGAGGGGAACGGCUCAUGUUUAAGAGUCAGCCUGGAGCCAGCAGUCUGCCAGAAGUUAAGGACCAGCUCUUUGACCUCCCUCCCCCUCUCUGUGCGCUCUUGUCCGAACGUGCGGGCCGAUCUUCCCCCUGGGCCGAUCAGCAUGACAAAGCACUGGCCGGAGCAGCGCCUCUUGGCACCACCCGCUCUGCAACACCAUGGAGAACAUCUCGACCAUCAACUUGACUUCCACAGAAAUGUGCGGAGGAGUUUUCCUCUCGGCUGCGUAGCGCGGAGUACUUCGUUCGCCCAACACUGGCCUCACCCCCCGGUUCAGAUGCCUCCCCAGCAGCAGCCGUCGUCGUCGCCGCGCACGGAGAAACCCGGCGCAGCGCGCUCCGGACACAUCAGCAGUGCCACGGGAUCCAUGGAUAAAGCCCUGUCACCUGGCUCCACACACACGGACGCUCGAGAUGACCACUCAAACCAGGAAACUAUUACAGGAGACACAUGGAGCAGUGGACGGGAGAAAAGUAACGCCGGAGCUGGGAAGAAAAAGAACUAUCAGCGGUAUCCAAAACCACCCUACUCGUAUCUUGCAAUGAUUGCAAUGGUCAUCCAAAGGUCCCCAGAGAAGAAACUGACGUUAUCAGAGAUACUCCAGGAGAUCAGUGCCCUCUUCCCGUUUUUUAAAGGAAACUACAAAGGUUGGCGGGAUUCUGUGCGGCACAACCUCUCCUCCUAUGACUGCUUUGUGAAGGUGUUGAAGGACCCCAGCAAACCUCAGGGUAAAGGCAACUUCUGGACGGUGGAGUUGAGCCGCGUUCCCCUGGAGCUCCUCAAGAGGCAGAACACGCCCGUGUCACGCCAGGACGAGACGGUCUUCGCCCAGGAUCUCGCCCCCUACAUCCUGCAGGGAUACAAGCCCGAGUCUGAGGCGCCUCCCGACCCCGUCACCGUCACCACGCUCCCCCUCGGCCGCUCCGGGAAUCCACCCCCGCCGCAGGAGGACUUGUUCAGGCCCAAGCUGGACUCGUCCUUCGCCAUCGACUCUCUGCUGCACAGCCUGAGGCCGACCAGCGCCUCAGGGGAGGCGGACGCGUCCGGCAGGGACUGCUGGGGCGAGGCGGAGCGGCCCCAGCCCUCGGCGACUCACCGGCCCCGUUACGCCUCCUCCGCCCGCAGCGCCUCCGCCAGCUCCGUGAGCCCGGCCUCCACCUCCUCCUCCUCUUCCUCCUCCUCCUCUUCCUCCGACGAGGAGUGGAAAGGAAUGUCUCUCUCCGGGAAGCGGGUUCCUCCGGACGGAGAAGCGGGCUCAGACGGCUACGAGGACUACAGGCCGCCGCUGCACAAGUCAGCAAGACGGGAGGCGGUCGCGCCCCCGUGGGAGCUGCCGACCUCCUACGCCAAAUACGCGCCCCCGAACGCGGUCGCCCCGCCCAGCAUGAGGUUCAGCGGCGGCCCCCUGAUGUCGCUGCACGGCGGACUGCCCUUCUACGGAUACGGCGGCUCUCACGUGGCGCCCGGCCACUUCCUGGGCCACGCCUACUGGCCCAUUCUCCCCAACGGACGGGUCUCGGUUCAAGCCCCUCCUCUCAUCAUGGACCUGGACAACAUGCUACAGUCGGUGCCUCCAAAUAAGAGCGUGUUCGACGUGUUGGUACCAGCCAAUCAGAACUCACAUCACCAAGCACCCAGUCAGUACACGCUGCAGCACGGGGCUCCUCUGGACCGGUACCAUCAGUACUGACUGAGCAAACCGCUACCACACAGGGCGGGAGGGUAAACCAGGAUCCUGUAGGAGUCUGAAUCCGGACCCAUCAGGUGGAUUCAUUUGUGUUACACAGAUUUACUGAAGCAAAACUACCUCCACGAAAAACGAAACUAUACAACAAAACACGUAUCUACCUCAGGCUUUCAGUGGAAUCGAGUGUGUAAUUACUUCAAGCCCUUUGCACUGCCAAUCUUGUUUGCACUCUUUUUUGUUAUCGCCAACUUGUGAAUGUUUUCUACCCACGACGACCGCUGAAUGUAUUGUUUAUAGUAAAUUUCAAUUAUUCGUAUAGUUUUUCCUUCCAUUCGAGGACAAUUAGGUAUAAAAAAAAAAGAAAAAGUAAAUGAUAUCAGAGAGUGUGAGUGUGUGUGUGCAGACGUCUUAAAGGCCAUUUGUUCCCGUCCCGGUGACAGAUUCCUCUUCAACCAGAGGGAAAACCAAAUAAUCCCAUCACGCGAACUCACUUCUAAACCAUCCGUGCACAGCCUGGCAACUAGGAUUUAUUUUUAUUGUAUUUUUUUUUAAAUAUGAGCCAAUACUUCACACCUACCUCAGACCAGGACGUGUCUCCCGUAGACUUUGCACUGCUGGUUCUUUGCACUAUUUUUAGCGUCACGAUUCAUACGUUGGCAGGUGAAUGUCUCGUCAGAUUUCUUGUCAUUUUUCCUGUGGUCUUGUUUAAAGUUUUGUACAGAAAGGUCUCAGCUGAACAGGGUACGAAAUAAAACGCUGUUUAUUUUAA
This is a messenger RNA of Mugil cephalus (flathead mullet), 2775 nucleotides long. RefSeq names its product forkhead box H1 (gene foxh1). The record is from RefSeq and is a predicted model, not a curated record. Gene Ontology annotation, biological process: regulation of DNA-templated transcription. The transcript is spliced from 4 exons. NCBI's taxonomy places the organism in Eukaryota, Metazoa, Chordata, Actinopteri, Mugiliformes, Mugilidae. Gene Ontology annotation, molecular function: DNA-binding transcription factor activity; sequence-specific DNA binding. Bases 423 to 2009 code for a protein of 528 amino acids.